Molecule: messenger RNA, 459 nt
Organism: Sorex fumeus (smoky shrew)
Lineage: Eukaryota; Metazoa; Chordata; Mammalia; Eulipotyphla; Soricidae
Gene: THSD8
Product: thrombospondin type 1 domain containing 8
Exons: 2
Coding region: 115-459 (114 amino acids)
Source: RefSeq, a predicted model, not a curated record
GGGGGGCGGCCCGGGCGGCUCCACUGCAGCCGCCGGGGAGGGGAGCCCCGGGCUGGCUCCACCGCGCGCGGGGUUCGGGCCCCGAGCGCGCCAGGGGGGCAGUUGGAGCCCGGCAUGGGCCGGAGCUUGGCUGGGCUGGUUCUGUGGCUGGCGCUGCUGCAGCUGCUGGCGCUGGGGACCCCCUCUCUGUCCUCCCCUGACUAUCAGUACUUCGGCUCCCACAGCCAAGGGGAUACGUGGGAGCAGCUGAGGCUACAGAACCAGGACAAAGUGCUGGACUCCAUUCUCGGCCCCUGGGGACGGUGGCACUGUCACUGCGACCUCGGCAAGCAGGAGCGCACCCGCGAGGUGGUGGGCAGCGCACCGGGCCCCUUGUUCAUGGACUACGAGAAGCUGGUCCAAAUGCGGCCCUGCCGGCUCCAGGAUUGUGCCGCCUGCGAACCCGCCGACUGUGACUGA